AUGUUACUAAGAGCUGUUUCUCAUAGUCGGCUGCCGAUGAGAAUUUCAGCUAACCGAUCGCUUCAUAUCUCAUCGCGGUUGAGUGCUUCACAUGCUAGUCGUCGCAGAGCUGCUGCUAAUAACCAAUCUCCAUUGCAACUGGCGUUUAAGACCGGAGAUGACGAAGAUGACCUUGACAGCAGAGGUCGUUAUCAAACACAAAACGAGGAAGUUCCAAAUGUAGAAGCACUAGACAAAAGAUGGGGGAAAAUGGAUCAAAUUGAUCAAGAUGACAUAAUUUUUUACCUUGAAGAUCGCAUGCGAGGCGACUGGAAGGAGUUGUCUGAAGCUGAAAAGAAAGCAAGUAAGUGA
Sugiyamaella lignohabitans is the source of this 351-nucleotide messenger RNA. RefSeq lists its product as uncharacterized. The transcript has a single exon. The record is from RefSeq and is a predicted model, not a curated record. The coding region runs from base 1 to 351 and encodes 116 amino acids. Lineage: Eukaryota; Fungi; Ascomycota; Dipodascomycetes; Dipodascales; Trichomonascaceae. Gene Ontology annotation, biological process: mitochondrial electron transport, cytochrome c to oxygen.